CUCUGAGUGGUCUCCUCUCCCUUCCCAGCAGUGCCUGGUUGGAGAUGGGGUCCCAGGUCUCAGUGGACACGGGUGCACUGCAUGUGGUGAUCGUGGGCGGGGGCUUCGGUGGGAUCGCGGCGGCCAGCCAGCUGCAGACGCUGAACGUGCCCUUCAUGCUGGUGGACAUGAAGGACUCCUUCCACCACAACGUGGCAGCGCUCCGGGCUUCUGUGGAGAGUGGGUUUGCCAAAAAGACUUUCAUCUCCUACUCUGUGACCUUCAAGGACAAUUUCCGGCAGGGCUUGGUGGUGGGGAUAGACCUGAAGAAUCAGACGGUGUUGCUGCAGAGUGGCGAGGCCCUGCCCUUCUCACAUCUGAUUCUAGCCACCGGCAGCACCGGGCCCUUUCCUGGCAAAUUUAAUGAGGUUUCUAGCCAGCAGGCCGCCAUCCAGGCCUAUGAGGACAUGGUGAGACAGGUCCAGCGCUCACAGUUCAUCGUGGUAGUGGGAGGAGGCUCUGCGGGAGUGGAGAUGGCAGCAGAGAUCAAAACGGAGUACCCCGAGAAAGAGGUCACCCUCAUUCAUUCCCAAGUACCCCUGGCUGACAAAGAGCUCCUGCCCUGUGUCCGGCAGGAAGUGAAGGAGAUCCUCCUCCGGAAGGGCGUGCAGCUGCUGCUGAGUGAGCGGGUGAUCAACCUGGAGCAGCUGCCUCUCAAUGAGUAUCGAGAGUACAUCAAAGUGCAGACGGACAAAGGCACGGAGGUGGCCACCAACCUGGUGCUUCUCUGCAAUGGUAUCAAGGUCAACAGCUCUGCCUACCGGGAUGCAUUUGAGAAUAGACUGGCCAGCAAUGGUGCUCUGAGAGUGAACGAGUACCUCCAGGUGGAGGGCUAUAGCAACGUCUACGCCAUUGGUGACUGUGCCGACGUGCGGGAGCCCAAGAUGGCCUAUCAUGCUGGCCUCCAUGCCAACGUUGCUGUCACCAACAUCGUCAACUCCAUGAAACAGAGGCCCCUGAAGGCCUACAAGCCAGGUGCGCUGACCUUCCUCCUGUCCAUGGGGAGGAAUGACGGUGUGGGCCAGAUCAGUGGCUUCUACGUGGGUCGGCUCAUGGUUCGGCUGGCCAAGAGCCGGGACCUGUUCGUCUCCACAAGCUGGAAGACCAUGAGGCAGUCCCCACCCUGAUGAGGAGGCCUGGUCGAGACCAGGUGCCAUUGUAGGUGGUGAAUGGACUGCUUGCCAGAGGGCACCACCUGGCAGUGCCGGGGGGGCAGAAGCUCUCUUCUAGAGUAAGAGGCCAACGACGUAGUGACUGGAUACUGGAUACACAACUGUAAAACUAAAAGUGGGAGGGGGGAGGGGAUAGAAAGAAGGAGAGGAAGAUUAAAAAAAAAAAAAGACAGCCCCCAGGGCAUUUUCCCCUGGGUUGCAAAGAUGUGUUUGCAGCUGUGGGGUGUGGGAUGUUAGCUGGAUGGUCCUGAGGAGGCACAGCUGGCCUUCUGCACCCCAGGCUGCUCGGAUGUGUAUGUGCGCGCAUUUGUGUACCUGGGCCGGGGACAUUUGGAGGUCUCAGAGGGCAGAGAGCGGGGCUCUGGGUGGCCUCCAUCAGUGGAAGGAGGCAAAGUCUGAAAGCAAUACCCCUGAGUCUGGGGAGCCGGGGUGGAAAUGGCCUGCACUCCGAACCUCUCCCCUCACCUCCAGGGUGGGGAAACCAUGUCUCCUCCAGCAGCCAGGUUGUUAAUAGCAGCCCAGUUCCGAACUCCCUUACUCAGGGUUCGUCCUUAAUAUUCUUUUAAUCUUCGCAGACCUUUCCACAUUUCUAUUGUUAGAUCCUAACUGUAUAUCAUAGGUUCCAUUUAAGACGAAUCAAAGUUUCCCUCCUUGUGGCCAUCCUCAGAUUGUGAGGUUCUAUAAAGCUAACGGGUAAGACUAAAGUCUGGCCUGCCAGCCUUGGAGGCAUUAAAGCAGCAUCCGAGAGACCAGGCUCCUUGGUAUUGGGUCGCCUGCAGGAGACAGAGGGGCAUUCAGCACUGUAUCUCCAGGUCAUUGUCAUGGGCAUACUUGUAAGUGACAAAAUCCUAGCUGAUGCUGUGGUAAGAAGCAGGGUCUGGAGGGACUUCAUGCUUCUGAUUUGUUGGCUACCCAGUGUCAUUUUCCGGAGUCCUAGCUAUGUGGCAGUCAUGUGCACCACCAACUGACCUUCUGAUAGGGAGAAGCCUGUUCUGGAUCACCUGGUUUGAAUCUCCAUGGCAGAAGUGGUUGCUGAGUUCGUCUGAACAGAUACAGGCCCUGACUGCCCUGCCCUCAUCUUCCUACUCCCCCGCCAGCUUUUGAUGGUGGACCCUGGGUAUCUGGACAGUCUUCAGGACACCAGCUUCACUGGGGUCCUCAGCCUAUCCCCUGUCUAGGCUGUGGCCCCCUGUCUGGGCUGUGACCCCUAAGUCUGGGCCAUUGUGUCGCUUAGGCCUAAGUGAGAAUAUACCUUCUUCCCAGAGCAUGGUUACCCCUCCUGUACCUUUUUAUCCAAGGCUUUGUUCUUCGGGACGUGUCUAUAGGCCCGCCCCUCCCAGGAGCAGGACCUGCGGCCUGAGAAACAGGCCUUGGUGCUGUCCGACUUGGGGCCCGGCAUGGCGGGAAUCUCAGCCCGCUAGCAGCAGCAGGCUUUGUUCUAGUGACUUCUGACAGUCUAGAGGUAGCCAUUCCCGGGGUCAUGGAUUUCCAAAGUAAAAAUGCAAUAAAAGAGUAUGUUGUAAGAAAGACA
Molecule: messenger RNA, 2742 nt
Organism: Tupaia belangeri chinensis (Chinese tree shrew)
Lineage: Eukaryota; Metazoa; Chordata; Mammalia; Scandentia; Tupaiidae
Gene: AIFM2
Product: AIF family member 2, ferroptosis suppressor
Exons: 8
Coding region: 45-1166 (373 amino acids)
Biological process (GO): apoptotic mitochondrial changes; positive regulation of apoptotic process
Cellular component (GO): cytoplasm; mitochondrion
Molecular function (GO): electron-transferring-flavoprotein dehydrogenase activity; flavin adenine dinucleotide binding
Source: RefSeq, a predicted model, not a curated record